This is a messenger RNA of Bactrocera tryoni, 1040 nucleotides long. RefSeq lists its product as uncharacterized. Gene Ontology annotation, molecular function: dolichyl-phosphate-mannose-protein mannosyltransferase activity. Gene Ontology annotation, cellular component: membrane; endoplasmic reticulum. Lineage: Eukaryota; Metazoa; Arthropoda; Insecta; Diptera; Tephritidae. The transcript is spliced from 4 exons. The record is from RefSeq and is a predicted model, not a curated record. The coding region runs from base 344 to 907 and encodes 187 amino acids. Gene Ontology annotation, biological process: protein O-linked glycosylation via mannose.
UUAACAAGUUGAAACUCACUCAUUGUACUUCAACGUCUAGCUCAAACAUACUACAUACAUAUGUAUACAAAUGUACAUAUGUUGUCUGCGGUAAUAAUGUGGUGAAUUCGUUAGAGUGAAAUAAAAGUGUAUCUUUCGGCAUUAAUUUACUCGCUAUCUUUUUUUGUGUACGAACCUACUUUUAAAACCAGUUCUUGGAGUAAACUACAAAUAAACAAGUGGAAAAAUUAUACAGAUAGUAUUGAAGUAGCUGCAAAGACUUUAGUGGCACGUAAGAUAAUUUAUAUAUCUGCAAAAAAAAAAAUUGAUCAGUAAUAUAUUUUAUAAAAAAGUGGUUAAUACAAUGAAAACAUCUGAUCGAAUUAAAUUCAAGUUAAAGAACAAUGCUGAAAAAAUUAAACCGACAAAAAAAGAUAAAGUAAACAAAUGGAUAACAUUUGGAACAAUUAUAAUUUUGACUAUUUGCACGCGUUACUACAAGGUGACAGAACCAGACCAUGUUUGCUGGGAUGAAACACAUUUUGGAAAGAUGGGUAGCUGGUAUAUUAAUAGAACAUUUUUCUUUGACGUCCAUCCACCAUUGGGAAAGUUAUUUUUUGCAUUUCUAUGCGCUCUACUCGUAUUGUGUGUAAAUUGUAGCAUUUUGAAGGAAUUAAAGGUGUGUUUAAAUGACUUAAGCAUCUCCCCGCAUGUAUACACCACUGUGCCUGGGAAAAACUGGCGCACCCUAGACAACACCAACACACUCAGCCAGCGAUCACCGCACGACGUCACCAUACACCAUCAACCUAACAAAAAGGAAAUGGACAAUCGCUUACGGACAAUUCGCACGUCAACAUUCGUCACAUACACUUCGCACCCCAUUUUUCGUUGUUUUUUCGACAACCAACCCGCGCGCUGCACUUAACUCUCGGCGUUCAACAAUUAAUUCGACUGGAAUGCUGCACAGCGUCUAAUUUUCAUUUGGAUACGUUUCAUUUAUUCGAUCGUAUCUGGGCCUGUAGCGAAUGCCUUUAAAUACUUAUCAAACAUUUUUUAUU